AUGGUUCGUCGAAAGCUCGCAGCGCUGUCGCUAAGCGUCGCUCUCUUCGUCGCGUUCUCUGUCGUUCAACCCACCCCGACGGCCGUCGCGGUGAGCCCGCUGGGUCUCGCCGCCAUUCAGCGCCACUCGCGGCUGGUCGCGCGCUCGCGGUCGCAUCGCGGCUUCAACUACCUCAAGGGAAGCUGGGUGGACACGUCCACCAUACCCGGCUACAGGCCGCCCUACAGCGCCAACUGCUCGCAGUUCAGCUGUGAAGGCGUGGCAGACGGGCGCAAGAACCCCGCUAGUUUCGUGUGGCAGCCCUUCCCGCCCUGCUCCUACCAACUCUGGCGGAUGCAGCCACGUGUGCUGUUGGAGAGGUAUCGCAACAGUGUGAUUGCAUUCGUGGGCGACUCGCUGAACGACAAUCUCGUGGCCUCCUUUCGCUGCACGCUCGCUGCCGUCACGCCCUUCCAGCACGUGCGGUUGCGGGUGGGGGGGAGGCGCUAUCGCAAUGCAGUACUGCUGCCGGCAUACAACCUCACCCUCGUCACCAUCGCCAGCGGCAAGCUCACCCGCCUCGUCAACACGAGUUCAGCAAGGGUGCGGGUGGACGGGCAGUGGGCGGCGUUGCUGCCACUGACAGCAGCCAUGGUGUUCACAGCCGGCCACUGGUUCUUCCACCAGAACUUCAUGUCGCCGGUGCUCAAGCUGCGCAAGUCCCUCAAGGCGGUGCGUGACUAUAUCGAGCGGACCAACUACCCUGGCGUCCCCCUCUUUGUGUCCUUCUCUCCAAUGCACUACCGCAACCAGUGCAAAACAGCAGGCGCCCCUCUAAACAACAUCACAGCGGCUGUCCAGGAGGGUGAUAUCCGUGCCAUGGAGUCUUUAAAAGAGCAGCGAAAGCUUCUUAGAGGCUCCCGGAUGCGGUUGGUGGAGAUCACAUACAUGAGCAUGCUGCGACCCGAUGGGCAUUUGAGCAGAGGGGUGAGCGGCAGGAGGAAGGACUGCAGCCACUGGUGCCUGCCUGGCGUUCCCGAUGCCUGGUCUGAUGCCAUCUACUCCAUGCUUGUGGCUUAG
Messenger RNA from Closterium sp. Yama58-4, 1059 nucleotides. The record is from the annotation of a GenBank genome assembly. NCBI's taxonomy places the organism in Eukaryota, Viridiplantae, Streptophyta, Zygnematophyceae, Desmidiales, Closteriaceae.